Messenger RNA from Naegleria lovaniensis, 360 nucleotides. RefSeq lists its product as uncharacterized. Lineage: Eukaryota; Heterolobosea; Eutetramitea; Acrasida; Naegleriidae. The transcript has 2 exons. The record is from RefSeq and is a predicted model, not a curated record. Bases 1 to 360 code for a protein of 119 amino acids.
AUGAGCCAAAAAUCAGUGUCCGAACAAAUCGAAGAGCAAAGUCAAAUUCAAGAAAUUAUUCAAACUAUUUUAAUUGACCAAGAACAAAUCGGUCAACUCCGAACCAAGCACAAACAAGCUUCACAAGCAGAGCAUUGUAUUGAAAAGUUGCGUGAGGAUGAAAAAAUUUGGUCGUGCGGUUCUGGAGGAUUCUUUCUUCAAACCACGGUGAAAGAAAUGCGAGAAAUAUUAUCGAAUGAAAAGGAAGUAUGCAAAGUAGAACAAAAGGAGCUUGCAAAACAUGUAGAGGAGAGUCAAAAAUUAUUGCAUUCUCUUGAUCCAUAUGAUUCCUAUAAAUUACAGCAGCAAUAUUUACAAUAA